AUGCAUUCCAACGUUUACGCUGGGCUGCUUUGCGCCCUGGCUGGCCAGUCUAUGGCCGUAGUCUGGGAGAGCUUGGCUGGAGGUGUCCCAAGCACUUGGUCGCUUCUUGAGAAGCCCUCUGCCGACUCGACUAUGGCUUUGUCCAUUGCUCUGAGUCGUCAGAACCUUGACCAACUGGAGUCUAAGCUCACCAAGCUUUCGACUCCUGGUCAGGACUCAUACGGACAGUGGUUGAGCAAGGACGAAAUUGACACACACUUCCCCAUUGUCGAUGACGCUCCAGUCCUGAGCUGGUUGAAGAACGCGGGCAUUUCUAACAUUGCCCGCGAUGGAGCCGUGGUAAACUUCACUAGUACCGUUGAGAAUGUUAGCAAGCUGCUUGACACAACGUUUGCGUACUACCAGAGUGGUGAUUCCGUCAAGCUUCGCACGACCGAAUACUCCAUCCCAAGCGACUUGGCCGAGCAUAUCGAUGUCAUCUCGCCCACCGUCUUCUUUGGCAAGACGCGUGGAGCUAUCCCGGUGCCAUCCAAGUCUCAAAAGAUCAAGGCUCGCAAAGCCUCGUCUACUGAGGUCUCUGCCUCGUGCCAGACAUCCAUUACCCCGUCGUGUUUGAAGGAGAUGUACAAUGUUGGCGACUACGUUCCUGAACCCUCCGCUGGCAGCCGCAUUGGAUUUGGCAGUUUUCUCAACCAGUCUGCUUCGUACGCCGAUCUGGCGCAGUAUGAACAGCUCUUUGAUAUUCCUUCUCAGACCUUCACUGUGGAACUUCUCAACGGCGGUGUGAACAACCAGAGUGCUAGCACGUCGGAUGUCGGAGAGGCCAACCUGGACGUGCAACUGAUUGUUGCUGUUGCCCACCCACUGCCUGUUCAUGAGUUCAUCACUGGCGGUGUUGCCCCAUUCAUCCCCGAUGCUGAUGAGCCUACUGCAUCUGACGACUCCAACGAGCCCUAUCUGAUCUACUACGAGUACUUGCUCUCGAAGGAGAACUCCGAGAUCCCCCAGGUUAUCUCCAACUCCUAUGGCGAUGAUGAGCAGACCGUCCCUGAGAAGUAUGCUCGCCGUGUUUGCAACUUGAUCGGUCUGAACACCCUGCGUGGACUGACUAUCAUCCACUCAUCCGGUGACGAGGGUGUUGGUUCCGCCUGCCAGGCUACCGACGGUGUUACCCCCCAGUUCAAUCCUAUCUUCCCGGCUACUUGCCCCUACGUUACUGCAGUUGGAGGCACCUCCGACGUGAGCCCUGAAGUUGCAUGGAAUGCCUCCUCCGGUGGUUUCUCCAACUACUUCUCCCGCGCCUGGUACCAAUACUCCGCCAUCGAGGAUUAUCUGGACCUGAUCAGCGACGAGACCAAGGAAUACUACGGCAAGUAUGCCGACUUUGAGGGCCGUGGAUUCCCCGAUGUUUCCGCCCACAGCUUGUAUCCCGACUACGAGGUGAUCUACACUGGCAAGAAGGCCCGCUCUGGUGGUACCUCCGCCGCUGCCCCCGUUUUCGCCGGUAUCAUUGGUCUUCUGAACGAUGCUCGCCUGCGUGCUGGCAAGUCGACCCUGGGCUUCUUGAACCCCUUCUUGUACGCGUAUGGGCACAAGGCGCUCAAUGAUAUCACUGGUGGAAGCUCCUACGGCUGUGGUGGCAUUGACCCUCAAAGCGAUAAGGCUGUUCCUGGCAGCCUUAUCAUCCCCGGUGCUUUCUGGAAUGCCACCGAGGGCUGGGAUCCAGUUACUGGUCUGGGUACCCCCGACUUCCAGAAGUUGAAGGAGUUGGUCCUGUCGCUGUAG
Molecule: messenger RNA, 1785 nt
Organism: Penicillium subrubescens
Lineage: Eukaryota; Fungi; Ascomycota; Eurotiomycetes; Eurotiales; Aspergillaceae
Product: S53 family peptidase
Exons: 5
Coding region: 1-1785 (594 amino acids)
Biological process (GO): proteolysis
Molecular function (GO): serine-type endopeptidase activity; tripeptidyl-peptidase activity
Source: RefSeq, a predicted model, not a curated record